Messenger RNA from Melanaphis sacchari, 2203 nucleotides. RefSeq lists its product as uncharacterized. The coding region runs from base 640 to 2064 and encodes 474 amino acids. The transcript has 10 exons. The record is from RefSeq and is a predicted model, not a curated record. Lineage: Eukaryota; Metazoa; Arthropoda; Insecta; Hemiptera; Aphididae.
UAAGAGUAUGAAUGCAUGAAUGGUAAUAAUUAUGAUUUAUUUAAAAUGUAAGUAGGGUUUUUAUAUUUCUAUAUAUAUUCAUAUUAUUGUUGUUAGUUUAAUACUGAGUGUCUGAGUGUCUGUGUGACUAUGUAUAUGUAUGAUCGAAAGGUGGGAGCUGAAAGAAGAGAUGAAUUUCGUAAUUUAAUAUAGGGUGCUGAAAUACUAAAUACGGCCUUGGGCAUAUCUAAUGGCUAAAGUUGACAAAUGUCGUCUCUAAGUAUUGAAUUUGCCAACAAUUACAUCAGUUCAAAAAAAGUGAAAUAUAUUCAGUACUGAAACUAAUGUAGGUACUUUAUUUUUUAUAGCAGAGUUUCUUCAAUAUUAUUCUUAUAUUUGUAUUAUAAGAUUUAUGUGUAACAGGUUUUAGGUAUGAAGUAAAAACAAAUUAUAUAUUUUAAUUUUAUACCAAAGUUUUCGUAAACACAAACAUAUAUUAUUUAAAAAAAAAUCUUUACGUGCAUCUACCUAAAUAGGUAAAAACCUAACCUAACCUGACAAUAUCUAUCACAAUACCACAAACUCAACUCUCAAGAUGGAUUUUAAGUUUAUAUUAUCUUUUGCUCAAACAGCUGUCAUCAUUGCGUUAUUACAGACAAUAUGGAACAAAUAGUCAAGAUUUUUGUACAUCAAAGUUACUUCAUAGAAAAUGAUUUAGUUGUUGACUAUAAUGUGGAACAAGAAGCUCUUAUUAAUGUAUCCCCUAAAGAUUGGAUAGCAUUAAUACCUAAAGGGUGGUCUGGAGUAGAUGAACAAGUUGCUUAUAAAACUAUUGAUAGUGAUUGUGAUGUAGCAAAUUUAGCAAUUAAAUCAGUUAUCAUGGAGAAAAAGUGUUUCCAAGAUGUUGUCAAGUGUGAGAAACAUUAUCAACUAAUGUAUAUUAGCCAAUAUUUAGAGAUAUUAGGAAGAAGUGAAUACUUCACAUUUCUUCACCAAUCUGGAACUUGCAAUUGUAUUUCUUCCUCUAUACAAAAUGAAACUAAGGAUAAUUUUAAGCAAAGUCGAUUAUCUUCAACCUCUAGCCGCAACAAACCAUUACGUAGACAAUCGCCAACACCACGUGCAUUUUACAAAAAUCGACCUCAGUCACAAAAUAGUGUUGCAAAAAGUGAAAAAUUAAAACCAAAACAAUGGUCCACAAAUAAAUGUAUUAAAUGUAAUGCACCAAAUAACUUUUCAGCACUUGAAAGUGCAUACCUUGCAAAAAUUCAAGAUUUAACAACAAAUAAUGAAGUAAUGGAGCAACGUUUAUUGACAUUUGAAAAAGAUUUAGUUCAAACAUUGGAAGUAGUUAAUAAACAGUUCAAAUUAAGCACAGCCAUUUCACAACAAAAACGUAACAUUCAAAAAUUUAUUGAUGAUUUGGUUGAUGGCUUAGUUAAUGACGGCAGGAUAACAUUUUGGGCCCAUGAUCAAGAAUUUUCAGUUGUUAGAGAAUUUCCAGAAAAAAACCAAAUCUCUCCUCUGGCAGAUGAUUGCACAUUGUCCAUUAAUAAAUCACUAAAUUCGUCCAAAGAGGUUUAUAUGAAAGCUAUUAUUGGCCAACAAGAGGAAACUAUUCAACAUCUUGUUGAUAAAAUAAAGAAUUUGUUUGAUCUUUUCCUUAAAGUAAACUCACAGACAAAUGAACAAAAUAAGUCAGAUUUAACUUCGUCUGAAAGUAAAAUAAAUAAUAUAGGUUAUAUGGAUAGUUCAGGAACUACAUAUUAUUCACCUCCAUCAUAUAUAACUAAUACUUUGAACGAUAUAAAUUUGUAUUUGACCAAUACUGUAAAUUAUGAUCAUAGAAUUGAAAAAUUUGGGAUAAAUGAAAAUGUUUGUAACUGGACAAAUAACACUUUUAAUGAUAAUGAAUUUCCUGUUACUCUUGAAUCAAAUGUAAUACCUACAUUAAGUAAUGAAGUCAAAGACAAAAUACUGGCCUUUGAAGAUUGUAAAAAAGAAAAAAACCAAUUUACAUUAUAUAAUCUAUCGUCUGAAAACUAUAUCAAUGAAAAAACAAAUGAAUUGAGCAUUAAACAAUAAAUAGGACACAAAUGAUGAUUUGGAUGAAAAUGUUUCUUGAAAUCGUCAUUUUAUAAUUUUAUAUGUAAUGAUACUGGAGUUCAGUUACUUUGGAGUUUUUUUGUUAUUUUUUUUCAUAAUUCAUUAAUAAUAUAUAAUC